Molecule: messenger RNA, 647 nt
Organism: Funneliformis mosseae
Lineage: Eukaryota; Fungi; Glomeromycota; Glomeromycetes; Glomerales; Glomeraceae
Source: the annotation of a GenBank genome assembly
AACAAAAUUCAGAAGCUUCAAAAAAAAGAAUACUUUAUAUUGGAUUAAAUGAUGAAAAAGUUAAACUAUAUCUUCAUCAUAUUGGUUUUGUGAUCACAUUUGGUGAUACAUCACCUCUAGAAAUUAUAGCACGAGAAUUGUUUGGUAACAAAAUUAAAUCAUCGUUUCAUUGGAAAGAUUUAAACAAAAAAGAAAAUGAUCAACUUUUAGAUACUUUACAAUCACAAGCCAAGUGGAUAAAUGAUAUCACAACUUUUUACGUUAGAAGUACUGAAUGUUCAACAUAUGUUAAUGAAAUUAAUAAAGUUUUUCUUUAUAAAAAUUCUCUAUUUUAUCAAUAUUGUAAAAAUGCAAAUAUCAUGGAAUUGUUAGGUUACUUUAAUGAUCCAGAAGAUUGUAUUCCCAAAUUUUGGAAUCAACUAGCAAGAAUAGGACGAGUUGGUGCCUUUAAAGAUAAACAAAUUUUUUCUGAAUUAUGUGAAAUUUUUGUGGAAAUGACAAAUCGUAUUAAUGAAGGAAAAGGACUUCAAAAUAUUAGAUAUCCCGAACAAUUUUCCAAUUUUUUAACUAUUUUAGUAAGUAGUAGUCUACAAACAUAUGCUAUUUUUCAAAAAAAUCUUACAGGAAGAACAAUUCAAAAUAUCUGA